GCGUGAGUCACGUAUCAGUAUCACUAUAAAGUAGUUAAAACAAAUACACUACGUGUCUGCGAAUUAGAAAAUCUAAUUGAUAAAUCUGCUUCUAGAAAUGGUUGAGGAGCAAGAUAAAUUGCUUCCAAUAGCCAAUGUAGGGCGGAUCAUGAAACACAUCCUCCCCCGGAAUGCCAAAAUCUCGAAAGAAGCCAAAGAAACAAUGCAAGAAUGUGUAUCAGAGUUUAUAAGUUUUGUAACCAGUGAAGCCUCAGACAAAUGCCACAAGGAAAAUCGAAAAACAGUGAAUGGAGAUGAUAUUUGUUGGGCUUUGAGUACGUUAGGGUUUGAUAACUUCUCGGAUAUUAUGUUAAGGUACUUGCAUAAGUUUAGGGAGUUUGAAAGACAGAAGGCUGAACAAAACAAAGCCUCAAGUAGUGAAGAGAAAGAUGAAGUAACCAGCAAUGGCUUCUGCCCGCAGCCCGACGCUUCUGCAUCACUAGAGUUCGGAAUUCUUGUGAAGGGGGGAAGCUCAUCUUCUAAACAGAAGUAAGUGAUGAAUAAAAAUUUACAAGAUUUAGCUGACCCUUGAAUGAACUGUGACAAGUAUUUUGAAGGUGAAUUUCCAAACUUUUAGUUGCUAAAUUUAUUAUCUUUUUCUUGUAAUUUUCGGGAUCAAAGGAAGCCAUGUACCUUGUUACAUAAAAAGAUUUAUGGAUGAUAUAUGUAAUUUACUAAUUUCCUUUAGUUUUGAAGAUUUGGGAUUGCAGUU
Olea europaea var. sylvestris is the source of this 751-nucleotide messenger RNA. Its product is annotated as nuclear transcription factor Y subunit B-4-like. The transcript has a single exon. The coding region runs from base 98 to 532 and encodes 144 amino acids. Lineage: Eukaryota; Viridiplantae; Streptophyta; Magnoliopsida; Lamiales; Oleaceae. Gene Ontology annotation, molecular function: RNA polymerase II cis-regulatory region sequence-specific DNA binding; protein heterodimerization activity; DNA-binding transcription activator activity, RNA polymerase II-specific. The record is from RefSeq and is a predicted model, not a curated record. Gene Ontology annotation, biological process: regulation of transcription by RNA polymerase II. Gene Ontology annotation, cellular component: CCAAT-binding factor complex; nucleus.